AUGAUGACAUCCCCGGACUCUCCCCCUCUGGUCUCCCCUUCCCCGUGCCCUGCUCCCCCUCCAUCCCUCCCUUCCUCCCCGGUUCCCUCCUCCCCGGCCCCUUCUUCCUCCUCCCUCCCCGCCCCGCCCUCGCUGCCUCCCACGGGGGAGGUGAUGGUGCUGGCUCUGGGCAGGAAGAAGCAGAGGGUUCUGAUCGCUCUCUCCAUCCUGCCCAACCUCUUCCUGGCCUUCCUGCUCUCUUCCGACCCCCUCAUCACCCUCUCGCCGCCCCACCACUGCCACCUGCCGGGGCCCUUGCCGUCCCCCGAGGUGCUGAACGCCUCCCUGCCCUGGGAUAAGGGGGAGAGGCCCGGGGACAGCGGGGGGCGGUCCCAGUGUAAGCAGUACGUCAACGGCAGCCAGUCAGCAGUGGUGGACUGCGAGGCCGGCUGGGACUACAACGUCACAGAAGGGCUGAGGAGAAACAUCGUUACUGAGUGGGAUCUGGUGUGUGGUCAGUACUGGCUGGUCCCGGUGGAGGAGGUGUGUUUCAUCCUGGGCAUCCUGACUGGCUGUCUCGGCCUGGGCUAUGCCGCUGACAGGCUGGGCAGAUCCAAGACUCUGCUGACCUCUCUGACCCUGUCGGUGGUGUUUGGGGUGCUGGUGUGUGUCUCUCCGUACCCCUCCAUCUUCAUCGUCAUGCGUUUCUGUUUGGCGGCAGCUAGUGCGGGAGUCUACCUCACUAUGUACAUCACUCGUCUAGAGCUGUGUGAACCGUCUCUGAGGCUGGCGGUGACCAUGCUGGCCGGGCUGAUGACUGUAGCCGGACAGCUACUGCUGCUCGCCAUCGCCCUGGGCUGCCAAUCCUGGAGGGGCCUGCUGGGAGCCGGCGCCGCACCGCUAACACUCUUCCUCAGUUUCGGCAUUCCCGGGGUGUUUCCAGAGUCUCCUCGCUGGCUCCUUCUGUCAGAGAGAUCUGCAGACAUGAACUCCUUCACUGAGAGGAGAAACUCCAACAGAGAUAUAAGGGACGACGAGAGCUUCACAGAGCUGGAUUCAGACCCGGCCCCCUCCUCACGCCCCCACCUGUCCUACCCUGAGCUCAUCCACAGCAGGAACAUCUGGAAGAACAUGUGUGUGCUCGGCUUCACCUCAUUCAUCUCUCACGGCAUUAGUCACUGUUACAGCUCUUUCCGAGGUGACGUCAGAGGCACGGCCCCGAGCUUCUACUGGACGUACCUGCUGUCUGUGUGUGCCGGGUGCGGUGCCUGGCUGUUGCUCUGGGCGACCGUAGACAGGUGCGGUCGCCGUGGCAUCCUGCUCCUCGCCAUGACGAUGACGGGGCUGGCCUCUUUGAUCCUCCUGGGACUCAUGGAGUAUCUCAGUGAGACGGCCAUCACAGUUUUCUCAGUGAUGGGUCUCUUCUCCUCCCAGGCCACCGCCUUCCUCUGCAUCCUCUUCACUGCAGAGAUCAUGCCCACCAUCUUCAGGGGCAGCGGUGUGGGCGCAGUGAUGGCUCUCGGCUGCGUGGGCCGCCUCAGCUCCCCGCUCAUGGACCUGAGGAACCACUACGGUUACUUCCUGCACCACGUGGUCUACUCCUCCCUGGCCCUGCUGGCUGUGCUGUCCAUCCUGCUGCUGCCCGAGAGCAAGAGGAAGCCGCUGCCCCAGACGCUGGCCGACGGGGAGCAGUACAGGCGCCCCCCGCUGGGCAGGAGGAGGAGGGACAAUGUGCCGCUGCUAGCCACACCCAACCCAGAGACCUAAACACAGACACCUGACACAGUGGGAUGGACUGUGCUCAAAUCACCCACUUAGCAGCCAGAACAUUCACAUUCAUCACGCAGAGGAGGAGUCAGACGGAGUAAUAUAGAGACGAGGGCUGCACAGAUGAUUUGUGGACAGGCCGUGAAGGAACGGUGAUGGAACAGCCUAAGCUUCCUAACAUAUCAUCCUCCAGUCAUUCCAAAACGCAGGUGGUUGGGUCGAGCUGCCAUUAUGUCUUCACCAUUCUCUAUUUCCUGCCAUUCAGAUGUGUGUAGAUCUGACACACGAUGUUCAUGUAGGGAAGUCUUCAUCUUCAUCUCCUCCUGACCAGACGGCAGGUGAUCCCCCCACACCGUGUGACACACCAGCAUACCCUGCUGCACGCCGUCCUCCCAAUGCGUCUGUCGUAGAGAUGUUAGCUGCUUGCUACUGACACUCCAGACCAGACGUGGCUCAGAGAGUAGUCGCAAAUUAUUCCUAGCAUUUGUCUUAACCUGCAUAGAACGUCUCUCGUCGUGUUUUGCUGUGUACGACAACGCUAGAAGUGCUCGGAGGUGUGCAAAGUCGGCUUUGUAUACUUUUUCUGUGACACUCGUGGUAAACGUUCUCAAACAGGGAUGGACCACGGUUCUCGAACAUACUGUAUGUUGUAAGACUCGAUGGCGUGUGGGUGCCUUGUAAAUACUCUAGACUUAGUUUCUUUAACUUCUUGUGGGCGUCUGGGUUUUGUUAAAGCAGACCCUGUGGCUGGAAACUGUACAGUAGAGUACGCUAUGCAGUGGAGAAGCUGUGCACUUUGAAACAUUAUUUUUUAAAGAUAAUGGUUGGUUAUAAUUUGACCCAAAUGUUCAAAUUUAAAGGGACAGAUGUUUGAGCGUGAAUCAACUAUUAUCAAUAUUAGGAUCAGAAGCUAAAAACGAAACAUAAAAAAAGGCCUUCAAACAGAAAAGGUGUUCAUGUUCAAAAAUGUGUAAAUCCAGUUUCUGAGUCUGGCCUGGAGCCAGCUAUAUUUAUGUCUUAUUUAUGUUGUUAUGAAGCAUAAUCGGUAAAUUAUCCAGAGGCCUAGCAUUUUUAAGUAUUAAGCUAAAACUUGUUGUUGAGAUGAAUCUGACUCUUCUGAUCCAAACUGUCACAACAUUCCUCUCUGCAUGUUUGAAAGGGCUGUGUUUCCUCAGAAGCUUCUAGUUACUCAAUACCUCUCUAGAUGGCCAGUCUCAGCUGUAAGAGAAUAGACGGGUACGAACAAACUACAGUAGAAAUUUAAAACGGUGACUCGUAUAACCAGGCACAUAUAUUUUUUGUCAGCACUUUGAUGUGGGAGUUUUGAAAGAGGUCAUCUGUUAUUUUUUUGCCUGAAUGUUUAUUGAUGCUGGAGAAAAAGGGCCCGGUGAUGAUGCUCCAUAAGGUUUGAAUGGGAGCUGAAGAGGGCCCUCAGAGCUUCAAAUUAACCCCCCCGACUCCUCAACCGAGCACCAAGGAUAUAUAUCUUUCUUCUUUAUUUUGAGUGUGCUGGCUGAUGCCAUGAUGCAUAUGGUUAAAUCAGAGAAUUACCAAAGCAUGUCGGUUUCAGUGCUUCAAAAAAAUCCCAAGUGUAUGUUUGUGAGCUCGGGUAAUUCUUUUUUACUCAAGUAUCCGCGGGGUGCGUGAUAUUAAGAGGAAGCAGGAGGUGUUUAAUUUGGACUCUGACGUUGAGGAAUUCACUAAAGAAACUAUGAAGGACACUCACUUUUGCCGACGGCUUCUUCCUCCGUCAGCUGUUGGUAGUUUUUUUUUUUUUCCCCCUCUGUAUGUUGCACUCAAGAAGUCCCAACACUUAUAUACUGAUAAUUAUUAUCACUAUGAUUAACUUGGCUCGAGUAGUAUUACGUCUGACAACACUGAUGAUCUGUUCAAUGAUGAGUGUGAUGCAGUUAACUAUAUAGCCUGAUUUAAUGUAAAAUAAAACUGGUUAAAUAAA
Messenger RNA from Sebastes umbrosus (honeycomb rockfish), 3703 nucleotides. RefSeq names its product solute carrier family 22 member 17 (gene slc22a17). The coding region runs from base 1 to 1746 and encodes 581 amino acids. Gene Ontology annotation, biological process: transmembrane transport. Lineage: Eukaryota; Metazoa; Chordata; Actinopteri; Perciformes; Sebastidae. The record is from RefSeq and is a predicted model, not a curated record. Gene Ontology annotation, cellular component: membrane. The transcript has 9 exons. Gene Ontology annotation, molecular function: transmembrane transporter activity.